AUGGCGGCGGCAGCAGCAGCAGCGGCAGGGCAGCAGCACGGAGAGGCAGGCGGCGGUGGCACGCAGCAGCGUGGUGGAGCACAGAGCAGUGGCGGUGGCGCGGGGGACUUCGGCGAUAAAGACUCUCUAAAUUGCAAUCUCAGUGUCAACUAUCGUGAGCUACGUGGACAGUGCUCAGUGAAUCGAAAUCCUCUCCUUCGUUUUGGUGAUGGAAAACAGGAGGGAAAUGUCACUGAGCUGUGUCCUUAUUUGUUCCAAAGCCUGAAAGACACUUUAGGAGUGAUGUGGAGCCUGCAAUCAGGUAAUGAUGCCUUACAAGUCACCACAAAUUGUCAAUAUACUCAAGAAAAAUUGAUUGAUGGAUACGUGGAGAUCAUAAAAUUUAAUGAGAAGUAUAGAUUUUAUCCACUUAAUAAAACCUGGAAAGAAGGUCAUUCUGAAGCCAGCGGUGCCAUGGAGCAAUGGAAGAACGACAAGGAACUAGAACAAGGUCUCAGUAAAGUCCUCACAGGAGAUUUCAGUGACUGCCUCAACAAAUUGUUGCCACACUCCAGAGAAAUACCAACCUUACCAACCACUCCUGCACAUAUGGACCAACUUUCUUCCAUGGCAUGCAGUUCCAAACCCUCUGUCCAACAGAUAAUGUUCAUCUGCCUCCUCCUCUCACUCCUCCUUCACUCCGCAAAUGUUUUCUGA
Molecule: messenger RNA, 696 nt
Organism: Apodemus sylvaticus (European woodmouse)
Lineage: Eukaryota; Metazoa; Chordata; Mammalia; Rodentia; Muridae
Product: histocompatibility antigen 60c-like
Exons: 4
Coding region: 1-696 (231 amino acids)
Source: RefSeq, a predicted model, not a curated record